Drosophila rhopaloa is the source of this 1127-nucleotide messenger RNA. RefSeq names its product dynein light chain Tctex-type (gene Dlc90F). Gene Ontology annotation, cellular component: cytoplasm; cytoplasmic dynein complex. The transcript has a single exon. NCBI's taxonomy places the organism in Eukaryota, Metazoa, Arthropoda, Insecta, Diptera, Drosophilidae. The record is from RefSeq and is a predicted model, not a curated record. Bases 206 to 541 code for a protein of 111 amino acids. Gene Ontology annotation, biological process: microtubule-based movement. Gene Ontology annotation, molecular function: dynein intermediate chain binding.
ACCCCCAAAUAAAACCCAAGCAGGCUUUGCACAUCCCUUCGAAAAAAACACUGGCAACAUAUUUUAUUUCGCCUGCCCAAACGCAGCCGACGAACGCAAAAACGCGCGCACAACUACAAGGACAACAGCUGCAGCAACAAGGACAGCAAUCAGUAAUUAUACAUUUUUGACCAGCUGCCGGAAUAACUAAAUCGAAGCUGCGAAAAUGGAUGACUCACGCGAAGAAAGCCAGUUCAUUGUGGACGACGUGAGCAAGACUAUUAAGGAGGCCAUCGAGACGACCAUCGGUGGAAACGCCUAUCAGCACGACAAGGUGAACAACUGGACCGGCCAGGUGGUGGAGAACUGCCUCACAGUCCUCACCAAGGAGCAGAAGCCCUACAAGUACAUUGUGACCGCUAUGAUCAUGCAGAAGAAUGGAGCAGGACUGCACACCGCUAGCUCCUGUUAUUGGAACAAUGACACCGAUGGAUCCUGCACUGUGCGCUGGGAGAACAAAACCAUGUAUUGCAUCGUUUCUGUCUUCGGACUGGCCGUUUAGAGUUGGAUUAGGAUUCCGAAGACUCGGGACCGGAGGACUUCUAACUCGGGAAAUCACCCGGGACUUGAGGUCGAUAAUUGAAACUAACUGAUAAGGGGGAGGGAUUAACAAGAUUGCCGUCGUACACACAUCCACACAACACGAAAACCACACGAACUUUGGUCGGCCAUCCUGCUGCAAGGACGAAAUUAAUUAUGAACACUGGAAAACAAUAUUGUUUCCAAGCAACUAUUCGUUGCCAGUGUACACGCCCAAUGUUAUUCUUGAUUUUCAGACUAAAAGCCUAAAUAAAUAAUGUAAAAACAGAUAACUCUGUAAUUUAGUGAUACAAAAUAGCCUGGAUAUAUCAAUUUAGUUAAAACUGUUGGUGGCGCAAUCAUAUAAUAUUGGUAAAACUAGGUAGGAUUGCUUGAAUUGUAAAUCAAUAGUUUUCAUGGCAGCUAUUCUUAUUUAAAGUCGAUUAAAUUUAACAUUUCAAAUAAGUAAGAAACAAAUACCACGAAAAUAUUCAUUCUGCAAGUGUAAGCGCCUUAUCUUAUCUUGGUUUUUGUUCAAAAAGUAAAUAAAGUAAGAAAAAGAAGAAUAA